CAUUGCUUUAACACAGGCUUCUGUGAGGUAACAAGAAUCAACAUGGAACAUCUAUUGUACUGGUUCUAUGCCGUAGCACAAAAUAUACUCAAAAUCUCUUAUUGUAAAGCUGCAGUCUUUUUUUCCUUUUUUUAAGGAUUGUAAAUAUAUGCUUCAUUUACCUUAGAGUUCGUUUCCUUUUUAUGCUUCUUUGCGUGCUUGAGAUAAUUAAAGUAUGCUAUUGAUAACAACUUUACUUGUCCACUUAACUAUAACUUUUUAAAAGAUGAAGAUGGACAUAACUUUUCUCUUUCAAUCAAAGGCUUAUUCAGAAGUAAUAUGAAAGGGCCAACUUGAUAGGAGAUGCUCACUGGUGUGAAGAUAAUGUUUUAUUUGCGAUCCAUGCUCUUUUUCCUUUCUACGGGGUGUUUUCCUGGAUAACAAAUUACUUUGUCAAUAGGAAAUUCUUCUAUUUUUUUUAGCUCUGCUUUUCAGUUGAAGACAAAUGGGUAAGGAAGUUGCAAAAGUGGUAGCUUCUUUUAGACAAUUAGAAUCUCGUUGGCCGCCUAAGAACAAUUCGGAUCAAGUAGCUUAUUCUAGCAAACCUUCUGUGAUUCGAGAGUUUAAAGAAGACAUUAGCGGCAUAAAAGGGAAUGAAAAUUCCCACCUGGUACAAGAUGAUACAACAGUGACUACUGAUAAAAAAUCAGAAUCUCUUUGCUCACCCAAGAGUAACUCUAAUCAAGUGAAUUGUUGCCAACCCUCUGCAACUCUAGUGUCAAAUGAAGCUACUAAUGGCAUAAAAUACCAUGAAAAAUCCAAUCAAGGACAAGAAUUGCCGAGUAAGCAAGUUGCUGAAGUGGUUACUGAUAAAAGUCCAGAAUCAAAUUGUGCACCCAAGAAUAACUCCAAUCAAGAUUCUAGCCAACUUCAAUCUCUUUGUGCACCCAAGGGUAAUUCCAAUCAAGAUUCCAGCCAACUUCAUGAAACUCCAGGGUCAAAAAAUGCUAUCUGUGAUAUGAGAGAUAAUGAAACUUCUCUUCAAGAACAAGAAGUGCCUGACAUUAGAAAUAUAAGUUUUGAUCAGGUGGGAUCAGCGAAUAAGCAUGCCGCUCAGAAAUUAAAUCAGAAGGUAGCUGCAUCAAAGUCAGAUAAUGUUGGAAAAGCACAAUCUCACUGCCUUGUUCCUCAUCCCUGCACUCUUGCAAUUGUAAAGCAUCAUGCUUCUGUUGCUGAAGCAAGUGGAAGCUUAAACAAACCUGUGAAAGCACAUAAUUCACACUUGGCAAGCAUUAGUAAUUCAUCUCUUACACAUGGGAAAGCUUUGCAACCUGAUAAGAAAAUGCAUCACCAUAACACUGACGAUUCUUGCUCUGUUGCUUCUUCUGCAGCUUCUUUCAGAUCAUUGAAAGGAAGGAGAACUAUCGGAAAUGCUCCUUCCUUUAAAUGUAGCGAGCGUGCAGAAAAGCGGAAAGAAUACUACACAAAAUUAGAACAGAAACACCGGGCUAUGGAAGCAGAGAAACUGCAAAUUGAGGCUAGAAUUAAGGAAGAGCAAGACACUGCUCUUAAGGAAUUCAGAAAAAACUUGAUUGUUAAGGCAAACCCUUUACCUAGCUUUUACGCAAAAGGUCCUCCACCGAAGGCUGAACUAAAGAAGGUGCCUCCUACUCGCGCUAAGUCACCCAAGUUCUCUAGAAGGCAGAGUUUCAGUGAUGCCAAUCCAUUGCAAGGCGAAAAGUAUGGUGGAGCUUGUGACCGGCUCCAUCGGCACGACUUGUGCCCUAUUGUGAAAUCUUCCAAAAGCUUGCCAAACAGUCCCAAGGCUGUUAAAGGCAAAGGUACCAAAACAAAUGAGGGCUCCAAACUCUCCACACUAAGCACAGCAAACUAGAUCACCAACAAUGUCACUGUGCAAACAUAAAGCUUGCUUUCUAAACUUUUCUUUCCUCAAUUAGUUACAUUUCUCAUGUUACACAGUCACAGACAACAGCAUAAUUAUUGGAGAUUAAGAUUUCAUUAAAAAAAUAAGAUUGAGACUUAAUGAUGUGGGGAUUUCUGAAGGUGUUGGGUGCUGUAAAUUAUUUAAGUUGUAUGUGUUCACAGACAUUGAUGUAAUUUAUGUGAAAUUAUUUCA
Zingiber officinale is the source of this 2116-nucleotide messenger RNA. Its product is annotated as protein WVD2-like 1. The record is from RefSeq and is a predicted model, not a curated record. The transcript is spliced from 7 exons. Gene Ontology annotation, molecular function: microtubule binding. Gene Ontology annotation, biological process: microtubule cytoskeleton organization. NCBI's taxonomy places the organism in Eukaryota, Viridiplantae, Streptophyta, Magnoliopsida, Zingiberales, Zingiberaceae. The coding region runs from base 485 to 1873 and encodes 462 amino acids.